Messenger RNA from Aethalodelphis obliquidens (Pacific white-sided dolphin), 2164 nucleotides. RefSeq lists its product as uncharacterized. Lineage: Eukaryota; Metazoa; Chordata; Mammalia; Artiodactyla; Delphinidae. The transcript has 3 exons. The coding region runs from base 177 to 851 and encodes 224 amino acids. The record is from RefSeq and is a predicted model, not a curated record.
AUGGGUGGGUCUCUGCGCCCCCUGCCUACUCAACUUCCCCCUCCAAUUCCCAGCCUCCCUUUGAUGUCCAGCAAGUGAGGACGCGCCUCGUGGGUCGCAGCGGGGAGGGAAGGGGAGAUGGGAGGUGAGCACAGGGGAGGGGUCCGGGCUAAACGGGGGGCGGGGCCCGCGGGUCGAUGCCCCACCCCCCGUCACAGCCUGACCGCCGGGGGAAAAGCCUCUGGGCGGAGGAGGUGCUUUCAAAACAAAGAAAUGCGGCGUGGAACCCGGGGAACUGGGGUGGUGAGGAAGGCGGAGGAGGUGCGGCUGAGGCCGUCCGGCCGCCCGCUUCCCCUCCAGUCAGCCCGGAGGAGCUCCCCCCACCCCCAGCCCGAGCUGCGGUGCCGGAGAAGAGGGAGGAGGCUGCGUUAGGCGGCUGUUUUCCAGUUCACUUUUGCAGACCAAGGCGGAGAAGAAGAGCACCAGCUCCGCUGCCCCUCUUGGCUGCGGCGCAUUCAGCCCCGAGCCCCGCGUGCGCUCUGUCUCGGAUACCAAGCCGGCCAAAGUGUCCGGAAACGCGCAGAGCGCUCGGAACCUGUCCCGCAGCUGUGCGACGCGCGUCUCGAGCUGGCCGCUGCCGCCCCGCCCUCGCGCUCCUUCAGCCCCGCGGGCUGAGAAGCCGGCCCGCCCGCCGGCGCGGAGCUGGGGAACUUGAACUGGCCCCAGCGGCCGCUCUGCAGGGAUCCCGCUCCAGGCCCGGGGGUGCUCCGCCUCGGGGUAGAGGGCACACCCGGGAAGUGGAUUUAGCAAACACACCUUUGAACAGAUCCAGGAGACCAGAAAAACUUACCACCCACAGCUACUCUUCAUAAUCAAAGUCAUUGGAUGAAGACAGGCAGGGUAAGAAGAGAGAAAAUGAGCUGCAGGUGCUGGAGAAGGGACUGAGGUUCACCUUAGGAAGAACAUUGUGUCAAUAACAUCGAAGCUCUGGAGAAUCUCAUGGAAGGAGCUUCAGGGUUUUGGUCAACAUUCACUCUACCAACAUUUACUGAGGACCUUCUGGGCCUUUCUUGGUUUGUGUCUAAUUCAGUCACAGAGCUAAAUUGGGAAGAUUUCACUCAAAUGCUUCUCUGGAGGGUUUCCCUAACGUGAAGUAUUGCUAUCUCUUUUUUUCCCAAUUUUUCUUCUCAUUCUCUGCCACCUAUGAAGGUUCACAGGGCCCAGUCCUGGACCCUGCAAAAAAAAAAAAAAAAAGCUUUAAAAAUCAAGAAUGAUUCUAAAAGGAAAUCUGACCCAUCGCACCAGUCAAGAUUUCAGCCUCUUGAUCAAACAGCCACUCAUAAGGCAAUGGCGUGCUGAGAAAAGCAGGCAGUAAUGGUAGCCAGUUCAGAGGUGUGAGGACGUGCUGGGAACUGGUUUAUAUUACCUACCUCCUUUUACUCAACAGAAACUUUCUUCUCUACAGAAAAUGGCAAUACCACUACCAUUCUAGGAUUCCUUGUAUUAGGCCUCACCCAACAACUGCUUGGCUGUCUAUCCAGAAUAGUUAAAACAGCCAGUGCCCCAGGGAAUGUCAUAACAUUUCACUGUAUUCAGUGACGCCCUAUUUCGUGAAUUGCAGAGAACCUAGUCUUCUGCACACCUGGCUAUGAAUCACUGACUCAGUGACCUCCAUUUGGGAUCUGAUUUCCUGAGGUAGUUAAUUUAGCCUUCAUGAGAUGGAGGGACUGAACCUUUCUUAGGGAUGCAUGCUUAAUUUCACAUAACUGUGAAGUUACUUCAGUUGUUUACAUGGCAAUCUUGUGUGAUCUAAGCAACUCUAUUGCUGUCAUUUUAAGACCGUUUGAAACAUCUUAAUAGUCCCAUUUUUUUUCUUUUCCUCUUGCUCAUUUCCAAAUGGAAGGAAUUCUUAUGAGGUAAUAGGGUGGUGGGGAGAAACCCAGUUUGCUUUAGCUCCUACUAAUUAUUCCAUGUUAUGCUUGAGUGGGUUAUUUGCAUCCAAUCUCUAUUUGGUAACAUCAGUGGGCUAUGUUUGCAUAACUAGAUCGAAUUAUAAAAGGAUUUCCAUUUUGAAUGGUUAACUCUCACAAAAAGAAAGAAAGAAAAAGAAAGAAAAAAAAGAAAGAAGGAAAAAGAAAGGGAAAAAGAAAGAAAGAAAGAGAGAGAGAGAGAAAGAAAGAAAGAG